Coregonus clupeaformis (lake whitefish) is the source of this 1876-nucleotide messenger RNA. Its product is annotated as TRAF-interacting protein with FHA domain-containing protein A. Gene Ontology annotation, molecular function: protein binding. The transcript has 3 exons. Gene Ontology annotation, biological process: canonical NF-kappaB signal transduction. The coding region runs from base 906 to 1502 and encodes 198 amino acids. Lineage: Eukaryota; Metazoa; Chordata; Actinopteri; Salmoniformes; Salmonidae. The record is from RefSeq and is a predicted model, not a curated record.
AAAGGACGACUAGUCUACGCAUGAGGAGAUGCUGUCAUCAGAGGUGGAAUUAUACAAUGACGCAACUAUGUUUAAAACAUCUUCUGACAUUUAGUACAUGUAGGUUUAAGGAAUCCAUAUGUAUUAAAACGAACUGCAUUCGAAAAUGCUGACAGAAUAGAGGGGUGAGAAGAGACUAAAAAACGUCAAGAUAUUCAAGUAAUGUCAGUCCUUGUUUUUAUCCUUUUUAAAGGGUGGUCUACUACCAUCAGACAGUCUAAUCUCUGGAUACCCAGUUGAUUUGGAAUGUUUCAUCUCAGAAACCGAAGGAAGUUACUAAAACUGGUUCAAGAUGACAGUGAAACAAGCUUCAGUCUGCAUACUAUCGCUUUACAUUCACUCCAACAAUCCAACAUUCUAUGGGGAGUUUAACAACAGCACCCGGUUUGUAGCAAGGAAGAGUGGAGCUAGUUUUGUGCUGACUAUUGAAGAUGCCAGACCAUCAGAUAUGGGGAUGUAUUACUGUGCCACACGAGAUUAUGAUGCCAUGAUCUUUGGAAAGGGUGCAGAUUCCAGGAACCAGCAUCUUAUUCAUCAGCCUGUAUCUGAGUCGGUCCAGACAGGAGACUCUGUGACUCUGAACUGUACAAUACACACUGAGACCUGUGUAGGAGAACACAGUGUCUAUUGGUUCAGACAUGGCUCAGGAGAAUCCCAUCCAGAAUAAUUUACACCCAUGAAAAUAGGAGUGAUCAACGUGUCUACAACCUCCCCAAGAUCAGCCUCAGCCUCCUUGUGCUGGGACAUACCACUGUGCUGUGGCCUCGUGGGGAGAUACUGGGAACGGGACCAAGCUGGACGUUGAAGACCAAGUGAAACUGAAAGACAGCAUCCUUUCAAUUGCAUAAGCCAUCAUAACACCCAUCAUGGAGGAGUCUCGCACCAUGGAAACAGAGGAGCUGAUGACAUGUCUCCAGAUCCAGCUCUACCACCCCCAGCAGGCCUCUAAGGCUCUGUAUCGCCUGCUGCCCCUGGACGCCAGGCACAAGCACCCAGCCGAGGACCCCCUGAGGCUGGGCCGGGACGCCCACGGCUGCACCUUCGCCCUGGCCGACCCACGGGUCUCCCGCAAGCAGCUGGCCUUGCAGGCCUACCUCACCUCCAACAGUCCCGACAUGCUGUUCUCUGUGCAGAACCUGAGCCAGAAGGGACGCAUGACGGUCAACGGUUCUGAGUUGGGGUACCUGGAGAGGGCAGAGCUGCCGAAUAAGGCCCUGGUCCGGUUCGGGGAGUACGAGGUGCUGAUACGUCGUGAGAAUGGAGAGGCGAAGGGGAGCUUCGAGGUGGAGUUUGGGGUGCUGGCAGUGCCCCCUUCCAGAGAGGUGGGCGUGCCAAUUAUGGUUCCCGUCAUGGAUACAGGCUCAGACCAUUCAACCAAUGGCAUCCCACCACUCAUGAGCCAUGGGCCAAUAGAGAUGGAUGAGACAAUAAUGUACCAAUCAUGCAGCAUGUUUCUCUCAUAGACAAUACUUUUCUCUUUACCUAGUAGCAGUUUUCUUGAAAAAAUAUUGAUGUUAAACAUUCUGUAAUCUCUCGUAGACAGGAAGUGACAAACUUUCGCAAUAAUUUUACUUCUGGGUAACCGAGAUUAAACAUUCUGUAAACUUAAUCAUAGUGUUGACUGUAUGUAGCGCUAAGGCAUUGGGACCUCAAGUGUAGUUUUUCAUAUCACUCCACAAGUGUUAUUAAGACUGUUACGUUAUAUAAAAUGUGAAACUAAAGCUUCUGAAUAUUGCCCUUUUUCAUGUAGUUCAAGUAUCAGUGUUCAAUGAAAGAUGGGGAAGGAUCAUACUGUUUUGUAAAUGUUGACUAAAAUAAUAAAACUGUUUUAAUUGUA